Rotaria sp. Silwood1 is the source of this 441-nucleotide messenger RNA. NCBI's taxonomy places the organism in Eukaryota, Metazoa, Rotifera, Eurotatoria, Philodinida, Philodinidae. The record is from the annotation of a GenBank genome assembly.
AUGCCGAUACUACGAGAUGAUACACCAGAUUUUCGUGAAGCUUUUAGUCUUUUUGAUGAUCGUGGUGAUGAUAAAAUUUCGAAACAUUUAUUUGGUGAAGUUGUUCGAGCACUUGGAUUAAAUCCCACUGAAGGACAAAUUAAAAGUACAACACAAAAUUUAAAAACUGAUCGAAUUUCAUUUGAAGAAUUUCUACCAUUAUAUGAUUCUUUAGCAAAAAAGAAAGAUAAUAGUAUGAGUGAAGAAGAACUGAUCGAAGGUUUAAAAGUUUUUGAUAAAGAACAAAAUGGUAAUAUAUCAUCAGCUGAACUUCGUCAUUUAUUAACAAAUCUUGGUGAACGUUUAACUGAUGAAGAAGUCGAACAAUUACUCACAGGUCUUGAAGAUAAAAAUGGGCUGAUUCAUUAUGAAGAAUGGAUUCGAAAAUUACUUCGCAAUUAA